Cavenderia fasciculata is the source of this 711-nucleotide messenger RNA. It is a transcript of the gene hop2, whose product is annotated as homologous-pairing protein 2. The coding region runs from base 1 to 711 and encodes 236 amino acids. NCBI's taxonomy places the organism in Eukaryota, Evosea, Eumycetozoa, Acytosteliales, Cavenderiaceae. Gene Ontology annotation, molecular function: double-stranded DNA binding; recombinase activator activity. The record is from RefSeq and is a predicted model, not a curated record. Gene Ontology annotation, biological process: homologous chromosome pairing at meiosis; meiotic strand invasion involved in reciprocal meiotic recombination; meiotic joint molecule formation. Gene Ontology annotation, cellular component: DNA recombinase auxiliary factor complex; condensed nuclear chromosome. The transcript has 3 exons.
AUGGGACCAAAAGCAAAACCAGGAGCAAACGCAGAACUUGAUAAAGUAUUACAAUAUAUAAAUCAAGAGAAUAGACCAUUUACAGCAGCACUUUUAGAACAAAAGAUGCCAUCACUUACAAAGGCUGCUUGUCAAAAGAUACUCAAGGCAUUGGAUGAUAAAGGAAAGAUUGCAUCGAAAGAGUUUGGAAAGACAUUGGUCUAUUGGAAAUUACAAGAAAAGGAAGAGUUGGAUGAAUAUGGACAACCUAUAAACGGUGGCAAGCCUACGGUUGAAGACAUUGCUCGUCAAAUCACUUCAAAAAAGGCAGAGGCUGAAUCAUUGGCCAAUGAAUAUAAACAACUUCAAGUAGAAUCUAGAAAACUUGAAUCACAACCAACAGACAAGGAAAUAGAAGAUGAAAUUAAAAAAUUAACAGAAGAAAACAAAGCAUUACAAGACAAGGUUAAUCAAUAUGCAAAGAAAAAGGAUGUUGUCAUGUCUGAAUCUGAAUUAAAACAAUUAAAAGAGAAUCAUGCAAAAGCAAGAAGAGAAUGGGUAAAAAGAAAGAAAACAUUUAAAGAAGUUGUUGAUGCAGUAUUGGAAAGAACUGGAAAAAAGAAAGCAGAUUUGAAAGAAAAUAUUGGUUGGGAAGAUGAUGAAGAUCUUGGUGUUAAAAUGAUUGAAGAUAGAAGUAAACCAGAUAGAGAUGUUAAAAAGGUUAAAAGAUAA